AUGUUGACCCGUGAUCUCAGGAAGUCUAAUGACAACUUGGUGGUCAAUGGAAAGUUGAUUGUAAAUCUGACAACCAAUCUUAGCACACCAAUUGGACGAAGUGGUGCUGGAGCCGGUAGUGCUUCUGCUGGAGCAAGUUCCACUCGUGGAUCGAUUGGCAAUGGAUCUGCUGGACCAAGUGCGCUAUCGAUUAAUGGUACAGGUGGUCAUUCACGAUCGAAUUCUGAGUUUGGAUCGAAUGGUGUUGGCAGCGGUUCGACGCCUAUCGGUUCUCCAGUAGCUAGUUUAACUGGACCGGGAGCAGCUUCAGUUGGUGGAGGUACUGGGCCAUCAGCUGCAGCUCCAGCCAGCGCAGUUGGUGCUGCAAAUGGCGCAGCAUCGACUGGUGGUUCGGGAGCAGCACGAACCCAAUUGUCAUCGUUUGAAGACCAAUUUGGACGACUACCAAGCGGCUGGGAACGUAGAACUGAUAAUCUCGGACGAACAUAUUAUGUGGAUCACAACACCCGUACUACGACUUGGACUCGUCCAUCGUCCAACUUAUCAGAGACAGAGCAAGCUCAACAAAGAGUUGACCGACAAAACACAACUGAUUUGGAGCGACAGCGUCAUCAGAACAGAACAUUGCCUGAAGAUCCAAGUCGUGGUACCUCGCCGCGACCAACUGGUCCUGGUGUAGUGCCUGGCGGUGUUGCAGCAAAUGUUGCGGCAGGAGCGGGUGGUGGAGAUGGCCAAGCUUCUACGACGGGGGCUGCUUCCUCUGGUGCUAAUGCUGUGCAAAUGAUGAAUGCUGGUGCGACCACAGCCGGUCUUGGUGAACUUCCAUCUGGUUGGGAACAGAGAUUUACUCCUGAAGGACGGCCAUAUUUUGUGGACCACAACACACGUACUACGACGUGGGUGGAUCCCAGAAGACAACAGUAUAUCCGCAUGUAUGGACCAAACGCCAACAACACAACUAUUCAACAACAACCAGUAUCUCAGUUGGGUCCAUUACCGAGUGGAUGGGAAAUGAGAUUAACAAACACCGCCAGAGUAUAUUUUGUGGAUCAUAAUACGAAAACAACUACAUGGGACGACCCAAGGUUACCAUCGAGUCUGGAUCAGAACGUGCCUCAAUAUAAGCGAGACUUCCGAAGAAAGUUAAUCUAUUUCCGAUCACAACCAGGCUUGCGCAUUCUCCCCGGUCAAUGUCAUGUAAAGGUUCGCCGUGACCACAUCUUCGAAGAUUCAUACCAAGAGAUUAUGAGACAAUCGCCACAAGACCUGAAAAAGAGACUAAUGAUCAAGUUUGACGGUGAAGAGGGUCUUGACUAUGGUGGAGUUUCAAGAGAAUUCUUCUUCUUAUUAUCACACGAAAUGUUCAACCCAUUCUACUGUCUAUUCGAAUAUUCUGCCCACGAUAACUAUACAUUACAAAUCAACCCACAUUCUGGCAUCAACCCCGAGCAUCUCAACUAUUUCAAAUUUAUAGGCCGUGUGGUGGGUCUUGCUGUGUUCCAUAGACGAUUCCUUGAUGCAUUUUUUAUUGGUGCCUUUUACAAGAUGAUUCUGCGUAAGCGGGUUGUUUUAGAGGAUAUGGAGGGUGUCGAUGCUGAAUUCUACCGUAAUCUAGAGUGGAUGCUUGAUCACGACAUUACCGAUGUACUUGAUCUUACGUUUUCGAUCGAAGAUGACCAGUUUGGAGAAAUCGUCACCGUAGACUUGAAACCUAAUGGUCGUAACUUGGAGGUUACAAAUGACAACAAACUGGAAUAUGUCGAGGCUGUGACCGAAUGGAAGAUUUCCAAGAGAGUCGAGGAACAGUUCCAAGCAUUUGUAACCGGUUUCAACGAGCUUAUUCCACAGGAUCUUGUUAAUGUGUUUGAUGAACGAGAGCUUGAGCUGUUGAUCGGUGGUAUUGCUGAGAUCGAUGUUGACGACUGGAAGAAGCACACUGAUUAUAGAGGAUACAGUGAAAGCGAUGAGGUUGUGCAAUGGUUUUGGAAAUGUGUCCGUUCAUGGGAUUCGGAACAGAAAUCGAGAUUGUUGCAGUUUACCACUGGUACAUCACGUAUUCCUGUCAACGGAUUCAAGGAUCUUCAAGGUUCAGAUGGUCCUCGUAGAUUCACCAUUGAAAAAGCCGGUGAAGCAGGCCAUCUUCCUAAGUCACACACCUGUUUCAAUAGAGUCGACCUUCCUCCAUACAAAGACUACGAAUCUUUGGUUCAGAAGCUUGGUUUGGCUGUCGAGGAAACUGUAGGCUUUGGCCAGGAGUAG
Molecule: messenger RNA, 2259 nt
Organism: Sugiyamaella lignohabitans
Lineage: Eukaryota; Fungi; Ascomycota; Dipodascomycetes; Dipodascales; Trichomonascaceae
Gene: RSP5
Product: NEDD4 family E3 ubiquitin-protein ligase
Exons: 1
Coding region: 1-2259 (752 amino acids)
Biological process (GO): ubiquitin-dependent protein catabolic process
Molecular function (GO): protein binding; ubiquitin protein ligase activity
Source: RefSeq, a predicted model, not a curated record